AUGCUAAAAUACGAAGCUGGGUUAGAAGCAGCCACGGACGACAACACGAAUAACGCACCAUCCAGUCUUUUCGGCACCAGAUCGAGAAUCGCUAUCUCGAGUGACUCCGUUUUAUCCAUUCGUUUCUCGCCAACUGUAAGCGAUUCUGACACUGAUGACGACAAUGCAGUGCAAAAUGCUGGAAGAAGUUGGAGCAGCUCAGUUGCUGAAAUGGUUCGACAACGCCUUGCAAUAGUAGGCGAAGCAGCUAAUCAAUUGGCUGGGCCAGCAAUUACACGACGAUCCCCUACUGUUCACCGCAUCGUGGAGUAUUCGCACCACCUCGUCCCGGAUAUUGACAAGAUCAUCAACUCUAGUUACUACUGGGGGACUUUUCUUCUUCGUGAUAGUGCUCAGACGGAAUAUUUAUUUUCGGUCUCUUUUCGUCGUUAUCAACGUACCUUGCAUGCUAGAAUUGAACAGGGAAACCAUCGCUUUAGUUUUGAUAUUCAUGAUCAAAGUGUAUUCUCAGCGCCAACCAUAACCAAACUAAUUGAGAAAUACAAGGAUCCGGCGAGGUGCCUCUUUUUCGAGCCACAGCUCACUCAUCCACUUCAUCGCGGUCGCGUGUUCUCUCUUCAGGAACUUUGCCGAGGUGUCAUCGUCAGUCGCACUACCUACACAGGCGUAGCUAGUUUACGUCUUCCACCAAAGCUUAAACAAUAUAUCCGCGAAUAUCACUACACAAUACCCGUAAGAACCGUAACGCUAUCAGAAUGA
Molecule: messenger RNA, 759 nt
Organism: Ostertagia ostertagi
Lineage: Eukaryota; Metazoa; Nematoda; Chromadorea; Rhabditida; Trichostrongylidae
Source: the annotation of a GenBank genome assembly